Drosophila melanogaster (fruit fly) is the source of this 1311-nucleotide messenger RNA. RefSeq lists its product as uncharacterized. The record is from RefSeq and is marked reviewed. The coding region runs from base 886 to 1182 and encodes 98 amino acids. Lineage: Eukaryota; Metazoa; Arthropoda; Insecta; Diptera; Drosophilidae. The transcript has 2 exons.
GAGAUCCACUUGGCAACAGCGUCUACGAUCGAUACCCAUUCACCAGUAGUAAAUCACACGUCGUAAUAAAGCAUGAUUUCAUAAAAAAUCGCUCAGUAAGUGUCGCGAUUUAUGUACCCAGAUCCGUGUCGAUCUGAUUACCGAAAUCAUUUGUCUGGCGAAAUACUAUAUGGAGGGAGCGUUUCCCUGUCCGUUCGAUUGGACUAAUUAACUCAAAGCCGAAAGAAAUCAACAGGAAUUUCGUUUGAUUGCGUUAAUCUUCAGCUCCAAGGUUCAUUGUCGAGCCCAGGAAUCAUUGUUUAUUAUUGGUUCUAUAUACAUACAUAGACGCAUUCAAUGACACAGCCCUGGAUAUUCAAACAUAUGUAUGUGUAGGGUCAAUACACCACCAAUCAGAUUUAAGCAAAGGUUUAACUUGCUAAAAAUAUAUGAAACAGCUUUGUCGCAAUUCGAGUAAUUGAAUCAAUAACGAUUCCGAUGAUGUGAUUAGCCUAAUCAGCGCUGCAUUGUUUGUUUGUUUAGUAUACUUCAAACUAGGUCUUCAAAUAUAUACAAAUCAAGAUGGACCCAUCGAUCGGUUAAUCGCCUUCCAGCCGAGCAACUUUUCCCGUGCCUAAGGUUAGUCAUUUAGAUACUUUAGUUUCUGAAUUUCCACUUAGACUACGCAUCAAUACAACAUGCUCGUUCCGAAAUUCCCCUUUACUAGUUUACUUACUUACUUGAUUAGUUGUGAAUGGAUUACAGUGCGGAUUAGUUUGAGGAAAUUGAUUUCGUUUACACUCUAUCAAAGGUUAUCGUUUGGGAUCAGGGUUGGCCUAAAGGGUGAGAUUUGCUGAACUUCUAGACGGGCCUUUCGAAAAUCCCCAUGCAUUCCGUCUUGCACUCAUGUUCAGCAAUAUAUUGGUGGUGACACUACUCGUACUCAGUUCGGAUGUCGAAGCACGACCCUCCUCCUCGGGUGUUGGUGGUGAGGCGAACGUGGAUCCCAGCGAAUACCACGGCAAUCUGUCGGUGGAAACGGUGCUAAAAGUGCAGCAGUGCGAGAAGGACACCAACACGAUGGAGCUGUGCAUGCGGUGCGCCAAGGUGACCAAGUCGGAAUUCGUCUAUCCCAUGUGCUGCGGCAACGAAGAUGGCAUCAAGGACUGGUGCCGGGAGUAUGUGUACUUCGGCAACGAGUAGAGCCGGAAUGGGGGUCAGGAGGCGAUGGAUGCUGUGUAAAUUGGUUCGCGCUCCUGCAUGGAUUGGCUGUGAUAAACCCACUGUAUUUAUUUAAAUUAUAUUUAGGAAUAAACAAGGCUAAAUUAGCGU